CUCGGAGAGAGCGUCCAAAAGUUUAGAAAGAAAGGAAGAAAGCGUACGGAGACAAAAGCCAAGCACCGCUCCGCUGCUGCCGAUACUCUGGCUGUGCUCGGGCUUCGCGGCGGAGGAGCGAGCUCGUUCCCUGUUUGUUUGGGUGGGAUUUUUUCGGAAACGGGGCGGUGGCGGUAGAAGGGUCGACGCAUUCGUUAUUUCAGCUUUAAAUACGUGAAUUUUAUCCGCAAAUACCAAUCGAUCCACUAGCCAACUUUGCAGCUGCUAUUGAGGGAGCAAUACCCAUUCAGAACAACGACAGGAGGAGUCAAGGAAAUGUGCAUAUACUGGAUGAAACAGGGAGAAACCGACCCAGUUUUGGAGUUCGUCUCUUUGGGGGAUUGAGGUUGUGAGGAGGGAGCAGGUCCGAAGUUAGGGGACGGGAGCAGCUAGAGAAGAAUGUGACUGUCGUUGCGCAGGCAGCGUCUGAAAGCGCAAGGAAGGACAUGCCAAGCUGCCCGGCAGCGAGAGCGUGAAGCGGAAGCAGCGAGAGGCCGCAAGGAGCACGGAAAGGUGCUGCAAGGAGCACGGAAAGGUGCUGCAAGGAGCACGGAAAGGUGCUGCAAGGAGCAAGAAAAGGUGCUGCAUGGAGCACGGAAAGGUGCAGAAUGGAGCACGGAAAGGUGCUGCAAGGAGCACGGAAAGGUGCCGCAAGGAGCACGGAAAGGUGCCGCAAGGAGCACGGAAAGGUGCUGCAAGGAGCACGGAAAGAAGCCGCAAGGGGCACGGAAAGGUGCCGCAAGGAGCACGGAAAGGUGCUGCAAGGAGCACGGAAAGGUGCCGCAAGGAGCACGGAAAGGUGCUGCAAGGAGCACGGAAAGGUGCUGCAUGGAGCACGGAAAGGUGCCGCAAGGAGCACGGAAAGGUGCCGCAAGGAGCACGGAAAGGUGCUGCAAGGAGCACGGAAAGGUGCUGCAUGGAGCACGGAAAGGUGCUGCAUGGAGCACGGAAAGGUGCUGCAUGGAGCACGGAAAGGUGCUGCAUGGAGCACGGAAAGAAGCCGCAAGGAGCACAGAAAGAAGCCGCAAGGAGCACGGAAAGGUGCUGCAUGGAGCACGGAAAGGUGCUGCACGGAGCGGCCGCCGCCUGCGCCCCGAGCUGCCCGGGACAGCGGCCCCAGACCCCGCGUCCCGCAGGGGAGAGCGCAGGGGCCUCUCCCCAGGAAGAGAAAAGCCAUCGGCAGCUGUUGUGGGACAGAAGUACGGGGUGCUGGGGAAAUGAAGGCUGAGAGGCAGGAGACAAUGCAAAAGAGCAAACAGACGCUUCAACAUUGCAGCUUUGCCGGAGUUCGUGGUCUCUUUUCAGGACAAGCGCAAGGCAAAAAGAGGUUACUCCGAGGAACUAUGUAGACUUCAGAUAAUCUCUUUUCCGGGCCCUCCUACGUUUUCGACAGGGCAGGAGGCAGUUUUAUCAUGCACCGCUACAAAACGGGGCUCGUCAUCCUGCCCCCAUGGCACUGUCAGCCAAGGGGGAGAGGUGACCGGGCUUGCCAGGCUUUGAGGUUUUUGCUUAAUUAGCAGUGGUGAGCGUUGUUCGCAGGCAUUACUUUUGGUUCAGGGAAAGGAGGAUGAUGAAAUAGAAAUCGCGUAUCUGCUUUAUGUCUAAAAAUUCGCCAGUGGUCAAUGUCUAAUGAAACAGCAAUACUGCACAGCUUUUGUGGCAGCGGGGUUGUGAAGCCAUCCCAAUACCUCCUCACUGGGCUAGCUCUCACCACAUUUGGCGUUUACCACGUGUAACACUUGGAGCGGAGGCUUCCCCACCACGCACAUGUGCUGCCACCAGACCACCACAGUUUGCUGAUGACAGAUUUCUAGUAACUGUAGAGUUAUUUCCAGGGGAUGGAUUGCCCUGCCAGCCUUCGCAGCCCUGCAGUCUGCCCUGGGGUGAGCAGGGAGCUGGGGGUGGUGAGAGGACUGGCACAGAUGGGGGUAAAACACCCCACAGCCACAGGGACAAAGAGGUGCAACUCAUCCUGCACCCUCAGUUGGUGUCCCUGCUCACUGGGGUGAGACUGACAGCCCUCCAGGAGCAGUGUGUAGCCAGAGCUCAGUCUAUUUAAAGCCUCUGCUCUUGCUGCAGACUCCAAGCAGUGUGUGCCAAUCCCCUUGGCUUGGCAACAUUAUUUUUGGCUGCAGCUUCCUCCCACAUUGUAGGAAAUACAACAAAAUUAAAACAAACAUAAAAAAAAAAAAAAAAAAAAAAAAAAAAAGGAGAAAAGAAAGAAAAAAGAGAUGCAGAGCAAGUGCUCCUGGCAGGGGACGGAAAGGAGCCCAAGAGUGUCAUGUCUUCCCUGUCUUGCUGUUCUGUAGCACCUCCCCUCCAGCUAUGGCACCUCUGCCUGCCUGGUGUGGGGUGAGUGGAGGCACAGGCAGCAUAGCAGUGCAGCCCCACACUGCCUGCCGUGGGACCUUUCCCACUGCAGUUCCUUGCCCGACUCCCCUGGGAGUGGUCCAUGCCACAGGGGCAGUAGCCUGCCCGGGGCCCUGGCUGAUCCCAGCCUGGCUGGAACUGCAGUUUAGGUAGCACAGACCUCUCUGUGUGGGCACUGCUGGAUUAAGGAUAGUGCUGGUCCUCUUGGUGUGGUCUGGGUUUAAUCUUCAUCCUGCCCUCAAGGAGAGGUGGAGAAGCCCUAUUUAUUGUAUUUUCAAUUCUACUAUCACAGCUCAGUCUUCAAAAGGGAGUGGCAAUGAAAAAAGACAUUUAAACAAGUCCUACUCCUGAAUUGAGGCCAUGAGAGUUACAGGCACAAUGCAUUCCAGAAACAAAGAAACUUGUCUUUUCUCAGAGAACUUUAUCUGUCAAAAUUGCACAGAAAAUGAAAGAGGAUGUGGUUCCGUGGCGGAAAAUAAAACCGUAAAGGAAAAAAGAAACUCCUUUCAUUGGUGCAGAAGAAAACAUCAAAUAACAUUCCAGUGGAAAAGCACUGCUUACUUUUUUUUUUUUUUUUUCCUCUAAUAUAUCUCUAUACAGAGAUUAUGAUGCAAUUAUGCAAAAUACAUUAUAUGGUGAAAAAUU
This is a messenger RNA of Oenanthe melanoleuca, 3054 nucleotides long. RefSeq lists its product as uncharacterized. Bases 648 to 1388 code for a protein of 246 amino acids. Lineage: Eukaryota; Metazoa; Chordata; Aves; Passeriformes; Muscicapidae. The record is from RefSeq and is a predicted model, not a curated record. The transcript is spliced from 2 exons.